CCUGUACUGUGUCCGCAUUCUCUGGUCAUCUCCUGUACUGUGUCCGCAGUCUCUGGUCAUCUCCUGUACUGUGUCCGCAUUCUCUGGUCAUCUCCUGUACUGUGUCCGCAGUCUCUGGUCAUCUCCUGUACUGUGUCCGCAGUCUCUGGUCAUCUCCUGUACUAUGUCCGCAGUCUCUGGUCAUCUCCUGUACUAUGUCCGCAGUCUCUGGUCAUCUCCUGUACUGUGUCUGCAGUCUCUGGUCAUCUCCUGCACUGUCCGCAGUCUCUGGUCAUCUCCAGUACUAUGUCCGCAGUCUCUGGUCAUCUCCUGUACUGUGUCCGCAGUCUCUGGUCAUCUCCUUACUAUGUCCACAGUCUCUGGUCAUCUCCUGUACUGUGUCCGCAGUCUCUGGUCAUCUCCUGUACUGUGUCUGCAGUCUCUGGUCAUCUCCUGUACUGUGUCCGCAGUCUCUGGUCAUCUCCU
Staurois parvus is the source of this 465-nucleotide messenger RNA. NCBI's taxonomy places the organism in Eukaryota, Metazoa, Chordata, Amphibia, Anura, Ranidae. The record is from the annotation of a GenBank genome assembly.